Cherax quadricarinatus is the source of this 334-nucleotide messenger RNA. Lineage: Eukaryota; Metazoa; Arthropoda; Malacostraca; Decapoda; Parastacidae. The record is from RefSeq and is a predicted model, not a curated record.
UCUGCACGGCCCAAUAGCGAUGCAGACAAUAAGCAACAUAAUUGUCAGACAUCCAGUACCAUGGAUCUGGACUAGUGGAAACAAACUAGGGUCUUCCUCCUGGCAGUGGUACCCUGGACGUCCUCUAGUCUACAACAACUGGUCUUUCACUGGCGGGCUUGGCCGACCACAGCCAGAUAACCGCGAGGGUAAUGAAGACUGCCUUGGUGUGUUGAAAAAUACUUACAAUGAUGGAAUCGCAUGGCACGACAUCACUUGCUACCAUAAGAAACCAGUUAUCUGCGAAACUAGCAUUCAAAUUUAAAAUUUUAAAGUAAUAAAGAAUUGAUGGUUA